Amorphotheca resinae ATCC 22711 is the source of this 1110-nucleotide messenger RNA. RefSeq lists its product as hypothetical. NCBI's taxonomy places the organism in Eukaryota, Fungi, Ascomycota, Leotiomycetes, Helotiales, Amorphothecaceae. The record is from RefSeq and is a predicted model, not a curated record. The transcript is spliced from 6 exons. The coding region runs from base 1 to 1110 and encodes 369 amino acids.
AUGAGUCUUCUUGGGGGGUUUGGACCUACUAUCAUUGCGGUCAUGUGGACCGAAACUAUCCUCGCACUUAUCUUUGUGGCUAUGCGUUUAUACACAAGAAUAACCAUCAACCAUAAUGCGGGAUGGGAUGACGCCUUGAUUACAUUCUUCCUGAUGCCAUACAGUGUGGCAUGUACCUUUGCAGCACUCAAAGGAUUUGGUCGACACUCUGCAGAACUCACCCUUGAGGAAUUCGCUGCUGCCACAAAAGCAGAGAUCAUUGGCCAAACUUUCUGUAUUAUAGGGAUUGCGUUCAGUAAAGCUUCCGUGGCUCUUUUCCUUCUAAGAAUUACCACUGUUCGAUGGCAUCGAUGGGCGCUUCACUUCUUGGUCCUGUCGGUCACCGUCAUUUGCGUCUGUUGCGCCUUAUUCGAUUUCAUACGAUGUGAUCCUGUGGCGCAUGUCUGGGAUCCUGACGUGCCGGCCAACUGCUGGAUCUCAACGGGAGGCUUCACUGCCCUUUCUAUUACUACUGGUGCUGCCUCAUCUGUCGCGGAUUUCGUCCUGGCGGUCUUGCCUUGGUUCAUUCUAUGGGACUUACAGAUCAAGCCAAAGGAAAAGGCUCUCAUUGCGGCAGCAAUGAGUUUGGGUCUUAUCGCUAUGGUUUGCGGGAUAGUGAGAACUGUUACCCUGAAACAGUUAACUGCAAGAUCAGACUACUCCUUCCAAACUGUCGGCCUGAUCUUAUGGUCAUCGACCGAGUUGAUGGUAUCGAUCCUCACUGCUACGAUUCCAACCCUCCGACCCCUCUACAAACAAAUCCGCGGCAUGUACAGCGACAGUAACAACAAAUAUCCUCGCCAAACCAAUGGAUACCGUCUUGACAACAUGCCAGAUGGUAAGAGCGAUCCUGGCUUUGGUCCUUCCAACAUGUACACCCGAACCGAAGUCGUGGGCGGCCAGCAGAAGAACGACGAUAAUAGCGAUAAGAGCAUACUUGGCCGUUCAGAUGGACCCAUCAUACGCACCGAUGCCGUCACUGUCGAAUACGAGGAUGCGUGGAGUAAUAAGUCCAAAACCAAUGUACCCGAAUGGCAGCGAAACAAAGCUUCAGAGCAGGAAACAGUGUAG